Molecule: messenger RNA, 5277 nt
Organism: Gymnodraco acuticeps
Lineage: Eukaryota; Metazoa; Chordata; Actinopteri; Perciformes; Bathydraconidae
Gene: mafba
Product: v-maf avian musculoaponeurotic fibrosarcoma oncogene homolog Ba
Exons: 2
Coding region: 2125-3177 (350 amino acids)
Biological process (GO): regulation of transcription by RNA polymerase II
Cellular component (GO): nucleus
Molecular function (GO): RNA polymerase II cis-regulatory region sequence-specific DNA binding; DNA-binding transcription factor activity, RNA polymerase II-specific
Source: RefSeq, a predicted model, not a curated record
GAACAAACUGUGGUUGUAGCAGCAUUCAUUUCCAAUAGGGGAGGCAAUUUCCCUUUCAAAGGAAGCCUAAUUAUUUGUCUCCGCUCUCCAUCCUUAGCCUUCCUGGUACGGCAUGCCUUGAGAGAAAACUGCCUGCCAUGAGGAAAUUGUUUGAUUUUUUGUUUUAUAACUACACAAUUAUUCAAACAGCUGAGAAAGUUAUAGAUGAUCUGCUUUGACUGGUCAGAGAGAUUUGAUCUGCCCAUCAAACACACUGAUACAGUAUAACUGUACCUGUAUGGUCCUGUAAAUGACUCAUUUUACCAAUGUAUUUAUCAAAGUAAACCAUCUUAUAUCUUUAUAUUCCUCAGUACACCACUCCCACACACGUCCUUUACCACACUCUUCAUCUUAGAGUUUCCUUCAAUUCCAAUCACCACUCUCCAUCGUGUUUUCCCCCGGUCUUUCUUUGAAAAAGCGCCAUUGCUUGCUAAUCUGUCAAUCAGAUGUUGUCCUGUUGUGGCGAUGAUGGGGGUCCGUGGCGGUGGGCCGUACACCUCCAGCAGCUCGCAGCUCAGUGCAGGUCGAUGAUUAACCAGGCAGGUAGUGAGUUAAACUGCUGACAGCAGAACCACACUGACAGCUGAUUUGGAAGACAAUGGUCCCGCUCCCUCUACUUAACUUGUCACGGCAGUCAAAGCACCUUCUCCAUUAACUUCUGACAUAUCUGGAAAGAUGGAGGGAAACACUCAUUUAUUGCAUUGCACUCACAAUAUAUAUAUAUUUGGACACGUUCACUUAGCACAAAUACUUAUAAACAUCCUAACAGAUCUAUUUUGGAAGACAAACAGAAGUUAUCAUGCUAUCAAUGAGUAAGUAGAUGUGAAUAUAAAAUGCACAGAACACAUGCAGCAUAAAGAGUCGAAUGGAAUAGAUUAGAAACUUGAGAAAGCUUGUUCUUUGAAAUUCAAAUUAAUGGCAUUAGUGUUUCAUUACAGGUCCAUCAGAGCUUGAAAGUGAAUAACAGUAUAAUGGCAUUAUUAAAGUACUGCAAAUCGUUAUUGUGGUUGUGAAUACUGUGAAUAGCUUGUGGGAAACAUCAGGAGACACUUAAACUGUUUAUCCAGAAGUGAAGGCCGUACAGUUUGCUGUCAGAGCUACAGCAGCACACAACAACGAAACCCAACAUCGCCUUGUCUCUCAGAUUAAUAGUCCAACACUUCCCAAUUAUUAACCGCCCCUGCAGUGUACCAUUCAUAUUCAAAGCUAUUUACCUCCCUCCACUUCCUGUGCUUUGUGUCUUGUGUCUUUACAGGAAGGAAUGGACGACGCUGGCAGAUCUGUCAAUCAAACAGCAGCCCCCAACCACCAGUGGCUGCCCAUAGACAGGCGUCCAUACACCUCCAUCGGCUCCGGUCCCUCCUCAGCUCAAUGAGUAACUAACCUGCAGCGCAGAGUCCUGCUCCCAUUGGAGAGCUGCGCGCUACAGAUCCAGCCUUUCAGCACGACGUCACGGUGCGCUAUAAGGAUAAAGCGCAGGCUGCCUCCAAGCGCAGUCUGCUGGAUACCACUGAGUGGGAGCAAGUGAGAGGCGAGCCUUGAAAUCUCUGCGGUGCAGAGCUGGAAAAGCUGCUUCUCAGCGAAAAUCAGACGCCCUAUUUACUCUGCCUAUUUGCUCCUAUUAUUUUUUCCUGGCGAAAAAAAGGACUAACAACCAAGAAGUCGCUACGAGGACUGGUGCCCGUAUCAGCGAACAGUGGUAUUUCCUUUAUUAUUAUUAUUUAUCUUUUUUCUAGUUUUAUUACACUUCUACUGAAGGGACUGAGGUAUUACUUUUGCCCUGAGACGCAUUGCUUUCUACCUCUCGUCUGGUCUCUCUGCCAGAUUAUCCCAACAGAAGUAGGCUAUAUGACGCAAACCGUGUGCAGAGCAUUACUGUGAAAGUUUUCCUCCACUACUUUUUUUUUCAUUUUCCCUUUUUUCCACCGAUCGCACGGUUUUUCAUGCUACAGCAAGUCUGUGCACAGCGGUGGAGGACCCAGACGAACUAUUGCAUGAAACAAGAAAGGAAAGAAGAGGCGCUGAAAAAAAUCUGUUUUGGUCACGCUCGCAAGUUCCUUUGCAAAUCUGCAAAAGAGUCGCAGCAUGAGUACAGAGAUGAGCAUGGGCCCGGAGCUACCCAGCAGCCCUCUGGCUCUGGAAUAUGUAAACGAUUUUGACCUGAUGAAGUUUGACGUGAAGAAGGAAGGUCUGGCCGGGCUGGAUCGCAACGGGGUUCGCCAGUGUACCCGUCUCCAACCGCAAGGCUCGGUGUCGUCCACCCCCAUCAGUACACCCUGCAGCUCAGUGCCCUCCUCGCCCAGCUUCAGCCCCACAGAGCAGAAGAGCCACCUAGAGGAGCUGUACUGGAUGCCGAACAGCGGGUACCAACAGCAGAUAGACCCACAGACCCUCAGCCUGACCCCGGAGGACGCGGUGGAGGCCCUGAUCGGUCACCCUCCGCCUCCGCAUGUCCAACAGCAGCUGCAGCAGCAAGGCGGCUUCGAGGGUUACAGGGGCCCGCAUCACCACCACAGUCACCACGGCCAGCAGCAACAUCACCAGUAUGGCCCGGGGGGCAUCCCGCACCACACCGAUGAACUGUCCGGGCACCCGGGCGGACACAGCCACCCACACAGCCAGCAUCACCUUCACCACAGCCAGGACCCCGACAGCCCGUCCCCGGAGUCCCCAGACUCCCUCCAGUCGCUCCAUCACCACCGCCACCACCAUCACCACCAUUCGCACGGCCACCUCAGCCAGUCUGGGGGGCAUCACGGCUCCGGGCUCAACGUGGAGGACCGCUUCUCCGACGAUCAGCUGGUGUCCAUGUCGGUGAGGGAGCUCAACAGACACCUACGGGGCUUCACCAAGGACGAGGUUAUCCGCCUGAAGCAGAAGCGGAGGACCCUGAAGAACCGGGGCUACGCUCAGUCCUGCAGGUACAAGCGGGUGCAGCAGAAGCACGUGCUGGAAAUCGAGAAGACCCAGCUGAUCGACCAGGUGGAGCAGCUGAAGGCAGAGAUCGGCCGGCUGGCGAGGGAGAGGGACGCCUACAAGCUCAAGUGCGAGAAACUCUCGGGGUCAGGGGCCAAUAACGGGUUUCGCAAGGCUGGCUCCACCAGUGACAACCCGUCAUCUCCAGAGUUUUUCAUGUGAGUUGUCAUAGCCUUUUCUUGUGAACCCCCUCACAACAAACUUUCCCCUCCCCAACUUUCCUUUCUCCACAAAAGACUGACUGGCUGAACAAACGAAACAUAGUCCACACCUCCCAUACUGUUUAUGAUUAUACUAAUAACAGUAACAAUUAUAUUCAUAUUAGAAGAAUAAUCCAUCGAAUAGUAUUCUCAUAUAUAAUCAUCUCUCCAUCCACAACUGAGAUACAAAGAGCAACGUAGAGUGUCUGAUCAGUCGCAGCAUCUUUGUAGAUUAGUUGCUUGUAGUGAAGAGACUUUUUUUCUUCUUCAAAGAAGAGGAUCGGCUGAUGAACAUUUCUUUCCCUCCUUUGAGGCUACAGCUUUGAAAUAAUCUGUAAAUAGUGUGGGAUGGCGUCGAGGCCGUUGUCUCCUAAUUUUGUUCUCCAAAAAUGAUGACAUUGUUAUGAAACAACAAGCAGGCCUGGCCUCGCAGCCUGCAACACACACGAGACUCACAUUCGACAAGUGGGCCCGUAAUCUGAGAAAAUCUCCAAAAGCAAGACUCCACUUUAUGCAAAUUUAACUUCUGUCUACUAGCCCGUCACGAGGUGACAUUUUAUGCAACAUCUCAUUGAUUUAUUGCCUGCUUGGUUAUAUUCGAAUAUAUAUUGAAACAAAAAAUCUGCAUUAAAUAUUAAUCCUGCAUGCUGGACAUGUACGGUAAUAAUUUCUAUUUUGUACUUUCAUCUUCUCGUGUAUAUUAAGAGCAUGUUUUUGAUCUGCGCUUCUCCAUAGUGUGGGGGGUUUAGAGAAAUGCAGCGGGGACAGAACAGCAGGACUGCCGGUGCAGUAUCAUAUGGUGUGGGUUUCUUUGGGCUUGUAAAUAUUAUGCAACCGCAAAAACUGCACAACAAGAUUGAGGAGGCUGGUUUGAACUUCUUUCUUUCUUUGUGUUUUUAUUUCAUUUAUUUUUUAUGAUUUUGUUUUUCAUAAUUUGGGGUAUUGAUUGAGAGGAGUGCAUUUCCUUAUGUGGCAUUUAAAUACAACAACAUCUGUGUGUCAAGUGCACUUUUAGAUGAUGAUUUGCCAGUUUUCAUUUUGAAGUUUGUGCGGACCUCCCUCCAGGAAGACAUACUAUGAUAUUAUAUCGUGUUUUAUUCAACUCAGGCCUACGUGCAAAGUUUAAAAGUAAUAUUUGGAAACAUGUUCUGCGAGGCUGGGGAGACAAACGUGUGGUCACAAUAUUAUUGGACCCAGAUUGCACAGAAUAGGCGCAUAAAGGCGAGGUUACAAGUUUUCUACAUACUGUUUAGCACAUACAAAGUGGGUUGAUGCUCUCUCAUUGUAAUUCAUCGUGGUUGUUGUGCCACUAAUUCAGAAAAGUGCUGUUCUGCCUUUCAUAUUAACUCUUUAACGAACCACAUCAAACCCAAACAAAACCUCUCAUUCCGAUUGGCGGCCACCUGUAGCAUUUUAUCACUCGGCCUAAUAUUGAUGAUUUAUAUUUGUAAAAAUAUUAAGUAAAAACAACUUGUCAGGGGUUUUUUGUAGAGUUAAUAUUUAGAUAGCGCGAGCAUUUUUUUAAACAAAGUUUAACUAUUAAUGUUCUAUGUUUUCCUGAUUUUUUUCCUGCCGGUCAGUUAAAAAGGGGAUUCAGGUUGUGCAAAUUCUCAAAAUGAAAACAAUGUCUAUGUUAUGUAAUGUUUUAUGUCUGUUUUAUUAUUAUUUGAUGAUUCUGGUUCUGCUGGCCAGAUGCAUAGUUAAAGUUUUUAUUUUAAUGAUUUAAAUUAACAAACUGUCAGAUCAUAUCGAAUAAGCAUGGUGCUUGCAUUUGAAACUAUUGUUGAAAAGUCAUGCAUUUAACAAUCUUUGGUUUGUUACUGAUUCAACUGUGUUGAAAUCGAAUUGAAACUGCAGCAGCGGGUUGUUGUUUUGUUUUCACCUAUUCCAUGUACUUUGCGAUGAUGGGGAUCAAUUUUCAAUCCUGUUUGUAUAAAUAAUAGUUAAACACUUACAUUUGAACUGUUCCAUUCAGGCUGGUUUCUGUUUUGUGUUAUUUUCGGUUGUUUUUGGAAGAAAUUGUUUCCUAUUUUGCUUAUUAAAGUCAUUGAAAUGGCAAUAA